CAUAUAAGGGGGAGCAGGAUCUGGACAGUUGGUUUGCACAGAGCCAGAGUGUACCACGGAACUGGCAUCAUGUCAUGGUCCGUGGCAUGGGCAGGUCUGACCAUCCUGUUGGUGACCCAGGGGGGUUCUGCUGCAAAACUGGUCUGCUACUUCACCAACUGGGCCCAGUACAGAGAGGGGGCAGCUCGCUUCAUGCCCAGGGAUGUGGACCCCAGCCUGUGCACCCAUCUCGUCUACGCCUUUGCCGGCAUGAACGGCCACCAGCUCAGCACCGUGGAGUGGAACGAUGAGGCUCUCUACCAGGAGUUCAACGGCCUGAAGAAGACGAAUCCCAAGCUGAAGACUCUGUUGGCCGUUGGAGGCUGGAACUUCGGCACUCAGAAGUUCACAGACAUGGUGGCCACGGCCAACAACCGUCAGACCUUUGUCAACUCAGCCAUCGCGUUUCUGCGCAAAUAUGGCUUCGAUGGCCUUGACCUUGACUGGGAGUACCCAGGAAGCAGGGGAAGCCCUGCCGAAGACAAGGAGCGCUUCACAGCCCUGGUACAGGACUUGGCCAGCGCCUUCCAGCAGGAAGCUCAGACCUCAGGGAAGGAACGGCUCCUUCUGAGCGCGGCUGUCCCAGCUGGGCGAAGCUACGUGGACGCUGGAUAUGAAGUGGACAAAAUUGCUCAGAGCCUGGAUUUUCUCAGCCUCAUGGCCUACGACUUCCACGGCUCUUGGGAGAAGGUCACAGGACAUAACAGCCCCCUCUUCAAGAGGCAGGGAGAGAGCGGGGCAGUGGCCGAAUUCAACGUGGACGCAGCUGUGCAAUACUGGCUGCAGGAGGGGACCCCUGCCCACAAGCUGGUCCUUGGCAUGCCCACCUAUGGACGAUCCUUCACCCUAGCCUCCUCGUCAGACACCAGAGUGGGGGCCCCGGCCACAGGGCCUGGCACCCCAGGACCCUUCACCAAGGAAGGGGGGAUACUGGCUUACUAUGAGCUCUGCUCCUGGAAGGGAGCCACUGAGCACAGGAUCGAGGACCAGAAGGUGCCCUAUGCCUUCCGGGACAACCAGUGGGUGGGUUUUGAUGACGUGGAGAGCUUCAAGACCAAGGUCAGCUACCUGAAGCAGAAGGCGCUGGGCGGGGCCAUGGUCUGGGCGCUGGACCUGGACGACUUCAGCGGUUCCUUCUGCAGUCAGGGCCGGUACCCCCUCAUCCAGACCCUGCGGCGGGAGCUGAGUCUUCCAUACAUGCCUCCAGGCCCCCCACAGCCUGAAGUCCCCACAUUGGGCCCACCCUCUAUGCCUGAGCCUGGCCCCAGCCCAGGACAAGAUACCUUCUGCCAGGGAAGAGCUGACGGACUCUACGCCCACCCUCGGGAACGGUCCAGCUUCUACAGCUGUGCAGGGGGCCGGCUCUUCCUACAGAGCUGCCCAGCAGGCCUGGUGUUUGACCCUUCCUGCAAAUGCUGCAACUGGAAGUGACUGCCAAGGCCCCCCCGACCCGUGAAGCUGGGGCCUGGGGUGGCUCCAUGGGCUGCCUCCCUGCCUUUCCCUGGGCUACAGUCUGGGUCCUACCGGCCUCUCUGGUCUCCCCAUAUCCAAGCUUUCUGUGAGUCUGGGUCUCCUGGGCUGCCUCCAUCACUUGCAAAAUAAAUCUUUAGUUUGCACCCUGUCUCCCCAAA
Molecule: messenger RNA, 1670 nt
Organism: Tupaia belangeri chinensis (Chinese tree shrew)
Lineage: Eukaryota; Metazoa; Chordata; Mammalia; Scandentia; Tupaiidae
Gene: CHIT1
Product: chitinase 1
Exons: 11
Coding region: 70-1470 (466 amino acids)
Biological process (GO): carbohydrate metabolic process; chitin catabolic process
Cellular component (GO): extracellular region
Molecular function (GO): chitinase activity; chitin binding
Source: RefSeq, a predicted model, not a curated record